Seriola aureovittata is the source of this 2133-nucleotide messenger RNA. RefSeq names its product putative fibroblast growth factor 1. The record is from RefSeq and is a predicted model, not a curated record. Lineage: Eukaryota; Metazoa; Chordata; Actinopteri; Carangiformes; Carangidae. Gene Ontology annotation, biological process: positive regulation of cell population proliferation; animal organ morphogenesis; positive regulation of gene expression. Gene Ontology annotation, cellular component: cytoplasm. The coding region runs from base 368 to 826 and encodes 152 amino acids. Gene Ontology annotation, molecular function: fibroblast growth factor receptor binding; growth factor activity. The transcript is spliced from 4 exons.
UUCUUUUUAAUGAGGAAUUCAUUUAAGAAAUUUGGCUUUUGCAUGUGUGUGUGUUUAUGAAUCUUAGGGUCAAAGACAGCCAAGCAUCUGUUUAGUGUCCAUUAACUCUAAUGACGCAUCCCAUUAAUCAACAAUGUCGAAACACACACAUAGGUUCAUCUCUCUUCCCACGCAUCUGUACUCAGUCAUCGGACUUUUGACGUCAUUCCAACCGGCACCUCUGUCCGAAGGUCCCCGUGGACCACUCUGGCUUUAACUAACCGCUCAUAUCCCGUAAUACAACAUUCUUCUCCAGGUCCUGCUCUUGGGAAAACAAGCUGCACAGGCGCAUCACUCUGCUCUGUCCAAGCCUCAAAGCCUCUGAAGGAUGUCUGAGGGAGACAUUACAGUGCUGCCAUUCGGACCUGCGUCUCUGGAUCUGUCCAGGCAGGAGCACCGGAAACUGACCAGGCUGUACAGCCGGAACGGAGGAUAUCACCUGAGGAUUUUACCUGAUGGAACCGUGAGUGGUGGGAGGAAGGACAACGACCCCUACGACACCCUCAGUCUGAAGGCUGUGAGUGUGGGCGUGGUGGUCAUCAAAGGUGAGAUGACAGGAAGGUACCUGGCUAUGAACAAAAAUGGACACCUCUACGGAUCACAAGCACUGAAUGAUGAGUGUUACUUCCUAGAGAAGUAUGAAGAAAACCACUACAACACAUAUUGCUCUCAGAAGUACAAGUGGUAUGUUGCCCUGAAGAGGAACGGCCAACCCAAAGCAGGACCAGACACCCACCAGGGUCAGAAGGCCAUCUUUUUCCUGCCAAGGCCUGCAGGCAACAUGUAAAGCAAGACGGCACCAGGAAACAUGGACAUGCUCACUGAAGUCUUUAAAUGCGCAUUAAUAGCAAAAUGUUACGCCGGGCAAAGUAUCCUAUUUAAAGUUCACUUAAAAUGAAUAGACUAGCCUGAGGCGAACACAUAAUGCUGUUUUUUACAGUUAGUUCAAGCUCUGUUUCAAAGUGUUUGUUUAUCCCUUUUUAUGCAGGGAAUAUGUGAUCAGGCUAUUUAAGCUCAUGUAACCAGCUUAUACAUGAUUAUCACAUGGAUAUGAAGUAAGAUCCAGAAUACUUUCUGCAUAUAAGCACAAGUACAGCCUCUCACAGCAGACAGAAAAUGUAUCAGUGCAUAACCGUCUUGAUAAAUGAGUCUUCACUUCGAACCCUGGUAUGAAAUACCACUGCUGGGAGACAGCAAUGGACGGCUUUUACAAAGACAUAGUUUUAUAAUUGAUCAUGUCUGGAACAAAGAAAACCAAUGAAGAAGAGAAUAUAAAAAUGUCGACCAUCUGGAUUUGAAUACAAAUUCAAAUAAACAAAGGUUUUUAACAUCUACAGUAGAUGGAAUAAGAGGAAUACUACAAUUAUUCCAGUUGCCUAACAGUAUGUCAGUAGGGUGGAUGAUUUGACAACUUUACUAGUGACUACUUUUAAUUUGCUAAAGCCUGUUUAAUGUGUAAUCAUAUUGUUAUUAUGAGCCUGGGUCAGCUGACAGUCUUUUUCAAGUCAAAUGUGAAAACUUUGUUUGAGUUAUCAGUGAAGUUAUUAUUGAGUUGUAUGUUGAAGCAAAGGAGGAACCAACCAGAUUUAACAUAACGGUGAGACCAAAUGCUCCAGUGUGGAUUAUUUGACUUUAGUUAUGAGGAGUCAGAGACUGACCAAACAUUGACCUUUCCUGUCCUAGUCCACAGAGGUUACACAAACUUCCUUUCACUAGGCCUCACAGUCCAACAGAGAUUUCUGCAAACCUAUUCCUUUCUCUUUUUGUUGGAACACAUGUUACUGUUACAUUUCACUAGGUUAAAUUACUAUUGUGAAUAUUUAUUUAUAACCUUUUAUUGCUAUUAACUUCACUGGACAUUGUAAUGGACAUUUUCAAAAUAAUUUAUACAUAUAUAAUGUUAUAUAAUGGUGAAGCAAAAAGUUCAUGUGAUCAACUUUUCACAAAGUAAUACAUAUUGUAUUCAGUGUAUUUAAAUGUAUGAAUUAAAAUCUGCAUUAUUACCCAUGAACAAAUAAAUUGUAUGUUUGAUUUGUCCGUAUGAUCAUUGUUCUUUCAAAAAACUGUGCAUUUAAAUAAAGGUUUAUUACUGUA